GUGACAGUUCGUGAGGGCGGGGUAACCAAGGAAGAGCAGGAGCGAAGGAGCGCCGCAUAUCUCACAGUUGAAAAAUCGAAACAGAAAGGAUUUUGAGGGGGGACGGCAGCCGGAGCGCAGUUUUGCGUUUGCUUAACUGGGCUGCUGUUAGUGGAAGAAGCGCUACCUGCUCUUUAAUGCGGCGGCAGGUGGACGGAGAUUGCGGGGAAAGCGAACCGAUUUCACCGAUUUCAUCCAUUUAUCAAACACUGAACUCGACUAAAUAACUCACAUACGUCUCUGCCCAGACCGGACAGCACUUACACCAAACCUCGCAAAAUGUCACGUUUUCCCGACAGAAUCCUGAAGGAGAAAAGAAUUUCCACUGUGCAUUUGUAGAUGGCAGAUGUGGGCACGUGAGAUACGAAGUUGCUAAUGAGCCCCUUUCUUAUGUGAGGACAUCCCCCAGACACAUCACACCCACAUCCAUACAGCUACUGCCCUCCUGGGAUUUCCAGCACAUUCCCCUGGACGUGAUCAUAAAAGCAGAAGAAAGAGGCAUCCUUGGCAAACCCUGAAUCCCCACAGAGCCGAAGCCACAGAAUCUCUUACUGUUCUGACCAGUAUUCAUUUCCAAAUCUUCUGCCCGCUAUCUGACUGCCUGGGCUCUUCAGUCACACCGUGUCACUAUGGUGUAACUGGUGACGGUUUCGUCUCACCAAGCACGUCACUCCAAAGGUCUGAGCUCCCUUCUGCUACGCUGACCUUUGCUGUGGCGUGAAACGGUACAAAAAGUCACCAGAGAAUUUGAGAGGAAGCUUGAAAUAGAAACCCGUGAUUCUGCUUACUGUAGUGGAGGGUUAAUCCCUCUCCCGCCCGCAAAAUGGACACUGGGGAGUUAAAGAAGCGGGAGACACAGGUAUCCCCGUAGAUGGGAUCUGGGUAACUCAAGGGGAUCCCCUUCAUUGACCUUCUGGAUUGACCUAAAACAGAAAAAGCCAAAUCCGUCACCCACUUCACCACUCAUUGAGCUGCGCUCUUGAGUUUAUUUAUGCACAGAAUUGCUUCUCCCUAGUUUGUCAUCCAUUUCAAUCCCCUCUAACUCCUUGAUGUUUCAUCCCUCUUUUGUUGCCAUGGUGUUAUCCCCCUAAGACCCCCACCUUUCCUUUUCUCCCUGCAUCAUUCCAGGUUCCCCCAUUACAUACUGUCUUGCCAGGUCCUCAGAAACAAUUUCACAUUCCACGUUCCUCGCUAUACGCUGCCUCUGCCAAAUUUGUUAUCUCUGUAUCCCGCACUCUUUUCACACCUCAGUCACCGGCAUCUGAGUGUCCUGCUUCAGGCUGGCCGGCACCAUUACUUCCAAAGGGGAAGAGGACUUCCUCACGCUGGCUGCCACUCGGCUGGGCCGCAGGAAGCGCGUCAUCGGAGUGGCAGUGGGUGUGGCUAUGGUGCUUGUUCUAUUAGUCGCCAUUCCGCUAUUGGUCCACAGCACUAAAACGGGGGGUGCUGGAGGUGGGGGGACCCAUUAUGAGAUGCUGGGCAGCUGCAGGAUGGUCUGUGACCCUUUCACCCCAGCCCAAAGUGGCCACGAGCUGGCCGUCGUUUCCCCGCCGCCUCCAGAUUUCACAGCACGAAGAGGCAAGUCUGGAUUCCGCGGCAAUCCCGGCCUUCCUGGUCCCCCUGGCCCUCGAGGGCCCCCUGGAGAGCCGGGUAAGCCCGGUCCCCCGGGCCCCCCGGGGCCUGGGCCGGGCGGCUAUGUGUCCUCCUACAGUCCAAAGAUUGCUUUCUAUGCAGGUCUCCGUAAGCAGCACGAGGGCAGCGAGGUGCUCAAGUUUGACGAUGUGGUGACCAAUGUAGGAAACUACUAUGAGCCGAGCACUGGCAAGUUCACCUGCCCUUUGCCUGGCAUCUAUUACUUCACCUACCACGUUCUCAUGAGAGGAGGCGAUGGGACCAGCAUGUGGGCGGAUCUGAAGAAGAAUGGGCAGGUAAGGGCCAGUGCCAUCGCUCAGGAUGCAGAUCAGAACUAUGACUACGCUUCCAACAGCGUCAUCCUGCAUUUGGACGUGGGGGAUGAGGUGUUUGUUCAGCUGGACGGGGGCAAAGUCCACGGGGGCAACACCAACAAAUAUAGCACCUUCUCUGGAUUUCUCAUAUAUGCAGAUUGACCCACCCACAGCCCCCACCCCCAUCAUGCAGACUGUCUACCUGGGGACUCAAAAGGCAGAUGGCGCCAUAGAGAGUCAAGUCGGGGGGAAAAAAAGAGAGAAAAGCAGUUAUGUUGUGGAUUGUUCUAGAUAAGCAAAUGCUCAAAGAAGAAGCUCUGACCUUCUGUUCAUAGGAAUGAACUGUUAGAUAUCUGUCAGGCCAUGCACCUCAUGACCCUAAGCAAAUAGAGUUACCGGAAACUUCCGUAGUGGAAUAUAUAUUACUGCUGCAAGCAUCUGUUUGUGUUGUUUCUGAUAUGUUUAUGGUGUGUAACCCUCGCUUUGUUAUACACAUAUGUACAUAAAAAUGUGUGUCCAGAUCAUUCAAAUACUGUAUGUUGUAAAAACCGCUCUGGAGUGCUUUAACUGUUCAGCUGAAUGUCC
This is a messenger RNA of Paramormyrops kingsleyae, 2570 nucleotides long. It is a transcript of the gene c1ql4b, whose product is annotated as complement component 1, q subcomponent-like 4b. NCBI's taxonomy places the organism in Eukaryota, Metazoa, Chordata, Actinopteri, Osteoglossiformes, Mormyridae. The record is from RefSeq and is a predicted model, not a curated record. Gene Ontology annotation, molecular function: protein binding.